CAGAAAUAGGCUUGAAAAUAUAUAUAAUUUCAAAAAAGGAUAACAACUUAAUAAAGAGACUCGCUAAACCCUUUUCGAGUUUUCAAAGACGGUUCUUCUUCUUCUUCCUCGCUCUGCGCCGCUUAACUUAAAUCUCUACGGAAAAACCUUUCUAGCGCUAGCUUCUUCGAGUCUCUCUGUUUAGACUAAUCGCUUUUUUUCGAUUAUAAUCAUUGACUUGAUCGCCGGUAACAUAGAAACCCUAGCUCCGCGUGAUUGUUCUGUCGCACAUAUGAAACCAUCGGAGUGUGAGAGUGAGAGAAUGGGUCGGGACAACGAUCAGAAGAAGGAUAAAAAGAAGAGAAAGAGAAGCCGUGAGAAUGACAAAAAUAUUGAGAAAGUUGUAGCUAAUGAAGAGAAGAAAGUCCCUACCCAGCAGAAGCCGAAGCAAGAGAAUGAGAAGAGUAUUGAGAAAGUUGUAGCUAAUGAAGAGAAGGUCCCAAUCGAGCAGAAGCAGAAGCAACAAGGGAACUGUAAUCAAAGCAAGAAGAAGAAGAACCAAGAAGUUUAUCCUUUUGGAAACUACAGAAACUACUAUGGCUACCGAAUUAGCAAUGACACAGAUGAGGACCCUCGGCUUAAAGUAUUGAAGAAAGAGUGGUUUCAGGGAAAGGACUGUCUUGACAUUGGCUGCAACAGCGGCAUUAUGACUAUCCAUAUUGCUAAAAAGUUUGGUUGCCGGAGCAUUCUUGGAGUUGAUAUUGAUUCAAGUCGCAUUGAGGAUGCUCACUGGCAUCUUAGGAAGUUUGUCAGAAUGCAGAAUUCUGCUAAGUCAAGUGAAAAGAAUUCUAGUUCAGAGGGCAAAGAUGGAGCACAUGGUUCAGUGGAGCAAUCUACUUCUCUCUCCAAUGGCGAGACAAAGGCAGACAACCCAGAAACUAAGGACCUGUCUCAGAUUGUGUCGUUUCAGAAGGAGAAUUUUGUUCUAACCCGAAAUCUUGACGAGAAUCGUUAUGAUACAAUUCUAUGUUUAAGUGUGACCAAAUGGGUUCAUUUGAAUUGGGGUGAUGAUGGGUUGAUCACCUUAUUUUCGAAAAUUUGGCGUCUUCUUCAACCGGGUGGUAUCUUUGUAAUGGAACCUCAGCCUUGGAAAUCUUAUGAAAACAAUCGUCGUGUCUCAGAGACAACUGCAAUGAAUUACCGAAAGAUUGUGUUACGACCAGACAGUUUCCAAGAAAUUCUUCUUGAUAAGAUUGGUUUCAGAACAGUGGAAGAUCUUACAUCAAGCUUGUCCGGUGCAAGCAAAGGGUUUGAUAGACAGAUUCUCGCGUUCCAGAAAUGAACAUAACAACCAGAUGUCUCGUUGAGUUUUUGAAAAGCCUUGUGAAAAUCAAACUAAUUUGGAAUGGCAUGGUUAGAAUUCGUUUCAUAUAUAAUAUGUAAACUCUUUUGCUACAGCUUAGGCUCUCUAAUCCAAUUUUUGUGGUC
Molecule: messenger RNA, 1467 nt
Organism: Capsella rubella
Lineage: Eukaryota; Viridiplantae; Streptophyta; Magnoliopsida; Brassicales; Brassicaceae
Product: probable RNA methyltransferase At5g51130
Exons: 8
Coding region: 272-1321 (349 amino acids)
Biological process (GO): snRNA modification
Molecular function (GO): O-methyltransferase activity; snRNA binding; RNA methyltransferase activity
Source: RefSeq, a predicted model, not a curated record